AUGUAUGUAUCCGACACAUCUGACGGCCUCGACUCGGACUUCUUCAGCUGGGACACUGUCACCCCGAACCACUCAGAUCUGACGUCUGGCACCAUCUCACCGCCCAAAGAUGCCAUCUUCAACGCCAGGACCCUCUCCUCGUCCGGCAACAAGCAACCCCGUACGCUCGCGCCAAAUCUAACGCGCCGAAGCCACAAGAAGUCGCGCGCCGGAUGCUUCACCUGCAAAAGCCGCAAAAUCAAGUGCGGUGAGCAGAAGCCCAAAUGCGGUAAUUGUCUGCUCAAAAGCCUUGACUGUGUCUACCCACCCACCGAGCAGACCAAACGCAAAGAGACCCCGGCCAUUGCUCUCACCAAGCGCAAUGUCGGCGGCGUCACAGGUAGUCCAGCCACUGCCUCCUUCACCAUGCUGGACAUGCGCUUCUUCCAUCACUUCCUCACCACCGCCUACCCACACCUUCCCAUCGGCAAUGACCACGUCUGGGUCAACGAAAUCCCCCAGUUCGCCGAAUCCCACGAGUACCUGAUGCACGCCAUUCUCUCUCUCGGCGCCUCUCAUCUCAGCCGCCUCACCGAUAUGGACUACCGCAAGGAAUCGCUGAUCCACCGCGGCCAGGCCAUCGCCGGCUUGAACACUGCCCUCAGCAUGCCUGCGCGACACUACGGCGAAUCCGACGCCAUGCUGGCUGCUUGCUACGCACUCACCUUCCAGGCCUCGUACAUGGGCGACGGCCUCGCCGACUUCAUCACCAUGGUCCGUGGCUGUGCCCUCACGACCGCCAAAAUCAAGCAAGAGGACGUGCCCACCGCCUUCAACCUCCAGCCCAACUGGCACUUCAAAGUCAUGGCGCCGCGGUUGGCCAGCCUGCCGCGCGUCAAUCAUCUGCUGCUACAGAGUGGCAUCGCCGCAUUGGAGGACAUCCGCCCCUUCCUCGACGACGAGGUUGACAUGAAUUUCCACCAGGCCCUCAUCGAGGUGCUGGAGGCGCUGCUGGACUCGCCACAAGGCGGCUACCUGCAGUUCGCCGGACUCUACGCUGUCUGGUACGAACUCUGCCACGACUCCUUCAAACGCUUCCUCGACCCGCACAACCUCCCCGCCCAGCUCCUCCUCGCCUACUUUGUCGGGCUGCAGAUGCUCAUGGUGCCCCUCGCCGUCUACGAGUGGCCCGACCGCGCCGACUCAGCCAAGAGCCGCGUCCUCAGCGGCACCGUCGAGUGGGCCACCGGCAUCUUCACCCGCCUCGAGGACGCGGGGAGCCCGUUGCGCACGCAUCUCGGCUGGCCUAGGCGCAUUAUGGCGAUUGUGGCGAGGGAGAUUGCGGGGGAGUGGUCUGGUGGCGGCGGCGGCGGCGGAGGUGGUGGUAGUGGUGGUGCUGGCGCGGGGCUGGGGACGGGUGCCGGCGUGAGUGUUCUGAGGUUGGAUUUGCCGAUUAGUCCCCCACUGACGACGACGGGUGUGGAUGGGGGUGGGGACAGUUUGGGCGAGGUGAGUGUGAGUGUGAGUGAGGAUGGGGAUAGGGAUGUGGAUGUGGGGGAGUUGGACUGGGCCGCCGCACGGUUCUGGGAGGAUGAGGUGGGUGGCGAUCUGGUGGUGGGUAGUGUCGUGGAUCCCGUGCUUGUCACGACCAUGGGCGUCGAGAAUGUGGUGAGUGGCGCGACGGCGCCUGCGGUCAUGGAGACGAUUGAUUUGGAUAUGGACUUCUUGUGA
Molecule: messenger RNA, 1710 nt
Organism: Cyphellophora europaea CBS 101466
Lineage: Eukaryota; Fungi; Ascomycota; Eurotiomycetes; Chaetothyriales; Cyphellophoraceae
Exons: 2
Coding region: 1-1710 (569 amino acids)
Biological process (GO): regulation of transcription by RNA polymerase II
Molecular function (GO): zinc ion binding; DNA-binding transcription activator activity, RNA polymerase II-specific
Source: RefSeq, a predicted model, not a curated record